AUGGCAGUACCAUCUGACCGUAACACAUUCGUUAAAAGUAGCAGAGAACCUCUCCAGUCCGAGCGGAAGUGUAGCAAUGAUCUAGAAAGUGCCACUCAGCAGAGGAUCGAAAAACGGCGGGCGAAGGAAGCGCAGAGGAUCUCGAGAGGCUGGCUCCUCACAACCGACCGCUCCCGUUUCAUUCUCUCGUCCGACGCCUUCCCGAGUACACCUCCUUGUCUCGUGGUGCCCAACAACCUCCGAAAGACACGAAGCACUUGUUCGUUUUCGAUCUCGAGCUCCUCAUUCGCCCCCGUCAGCAUGUGGCGAUUCGGUCUGGCACUCCUUGGUGGAUUGGCCUUUGCGCGGGCACAGCAUGGCGUCGAGGAACCUAAAGACACGCAGAUCCUGGAAUCUCGUCAGGGGCUCCCAUUUGUGCAGGCGCUUAAUCCUAACCCUUUGCUCGGAUUCCAAAACCCUCUGCAGCAGUUGCUUCUUGGCCAGAACCCUCUGCUUCAGGAACUUCAGGGACGACAGAACUUUGGUAUCCCUGGAGCCGGAAUCCUCCCCGGAUUAGCUAGUCUCACGGGAUUGGCAAAUGCACCCGGGAUGGGGCUGCUGCAGCUUUUAGUGCAGGGUCCACAAGCUCUCAAUAGGCUAGGUGCCUUGUCCCUUGGCGUAAGCCCCUUGGCACAACUUGCAGCCUUAAGGCAGCAAGACUUGAACUCAAGACUCCAACAGGGUCCGGGCUUGUUUGUGCCUGGGAGAUCUGGGGAAGAUCAAGAGUCUGUGAAGGACCUCAUCAAUCUGGCUCAAGUUCUUGGCGUAGGUGGACCCGGGGAUUUCCAAGGCGCUGACGGAUUCGGUAGAAAUCCGUCAUAUUUCUCUGAACGAAAGGGCACCCGUGACGACGAUCUGUCAACGCUUCUGCAGAGACUAAACGCCUACUCCGGUCCCGCCCGCGCACUGCGCUUCCCGCGCGGUGAAAGCACCCAAGGCCUUUUGUCGGAGAGCGGAUUAGGAUCCAGCAGGUAUCUGCAGGAACUCACGGGUUUGGAGAGAAGUGAUGCAAGGUCGUCCUCCAUCAACCGCAUCGGAAGCGUCGAGUCGCAGCCCAUAUUCGUGAGGGAGCGGCGACGUCAGUCCGCAAAGACGGAAGACUCCGGGGAGAACUUCAGAUUCCCCAACUACAGCUGAGUCGGCCUGCCAGGGAUCGCAACAGCAAGUCCUUCCGCUCGCAUGGACUUCGCAGAGCCACAGCAAACACUGGGGUUCGCUGAAGGCCUAAGCACUAGAGAAGGGUCCACUAUACCCUCUGAUUCCUAGAGGAGAGGAUCAUAUGAUCCAGAACGCUUCGACGCGAAGUCCUUACUCUUAACUGCAGAUUAGCGUUAACACGUUGAUAUUGCAAUCCAUAUUUUUCUUGUUUUAACAUUAUACUGCACUGAAACUGAACAGUCUAUUAGCUGGUGAUGGCAUUAAUUUUUAAACAUCGAUAUAUAUUUUUAUUACAUAAUAGUGGAGUUUUAUUUAGUGUUAAAUGUUACGUAGAUUUGCCCUUGCAAAAUUUCAAAUUUAAACCACUUGUUAUAGUAAUCAAAGCAAAAUAACUAGGAUAAGCCUGAGUUAUCGUUGGAGAGUAUAUGAACGAUUUUCCUUUAUCAAAACAUUAUUUUUUUCUUAAUGAGAAAUGUACAGCCUCACAGUAUGGAUUAUCAGUUGAAAUUAUUUCAUAUUUACAUUUGUUACUGGAUAAGAUUCUAAAAUAACGGUUACGAAUAUAGCUUUAGAUUAAGCUAAACCAGAUAACAGUGAUUAAUACACACAUUUAAAAAUUUAUUGUCUCUCCCAAAUUUAUCAAUCCAUACUAGGAGAGAAUUGCAUAUUACGCAGUGCCAGACGUGGAAUCGAAAACAUACUUCACUGCAGCAAAUUCACUGAGUAAAACCUUUUCUAACCCAACAUAAUACUAGCUUUAAUAAAAAGUAAUGAUAACUUACAUAGGAGAAACAGUAAUAAAGACGAAGUUAAUAGUAAUGAAUAGGAAUAUUUUGGCACUUGGAUAAAUUUACAAGAAGGGGGGGGGUGCUUUUAGAAUACAGGGGGGCGCUACUGGCUAUAAACCCCUUGAUAAUAUAGGGUACAAGGUAACGCCCCUGAUUUAUUCUAAAACGAGUUAAUAAAUGAUAAAAAUACAUGAGUGGCAAUGAUAUUCGAUGAUAACGAUGGUGCUAAUGGUGGACAUGAUGAAAAUAACAAUUAUAAUGAUGGUAAUAUACUACUAUUAAUAGUUGACUUGCCACUAUCGCCAAUAACAAUGACUACAGUAUUAAAUGUUAAUAAUGGUAGCAAUAAUAAUCACUAUAUUACUGUUACAAUAUCAAUAACAAGGACAAUAAAAUUGGUAGAGAAAAAUACA
This is a messenger RNA of Penaeus chinensis, 2398 nucleotides long. RefSeq lists its product as uncharacterized. Bases 1 to 1176 code for a protein of 391 amino acids. The record is from RefSeq and is a predicted model, not a curated record. Lineage: Eukaryota; Metazoa; Arthropoda; Malacostraca; Decapoda; Penaeidae. The transcript is spliced from 3 exons.